Messenger RNA from Bufo bufo (common toad), 5188 nucleotides. It is a transcript of the gene MAFF, whose product is annotated as MAF bZIP transcription factor F. The transcript has 3 exons. Gene Ontology annotation, biological process: regulation of transcription by RNA polymerase II; regulation of epidermal cell differentiation. Gene Ontology annotation, cellular component: nucleus. Gene Ontology annotation, molecular function: RNA polymerase II cis-regulatory region sequence-specific DNA binding; DNA-binding transcription factor activity, RNA polymerase II-specific. Bases 451 to 897 code for a protein of 148 amino acids. The record is from RefSeq and is a predicted model, not a curated record. NCBI's taxonomy places the organism in Eukaryota, Metazoa, Chordata, Amphibia, Anura, Bufonidae.
UGUGGCUUUCCAGCUGUUGCUGGGAGUUGUAGUCCCCCAGCCUGGGGAAGGCUAUUUUGGUGACUCGUGGGAGGGUGAUUGCUGGUGAUCUCUUGUAUCAGCCAGUGGAGGCUUGGUAUGUGGUGUGGACAUGUCAGGAAGGCCUUGAUAAGAAUUCCUCUGGAGUGAGGUCUCCUGUGUUACACCCCAUAACACACAUUGGUUGGGCUUAUGGAGGAACUCUAACACUUUCUGACAACCCACCGACAACUUUGAAAUGUGACGUUAGGAAGGGGUGUGGUUACCAAAUUUACCACGCUGUGCCGUAUAUAUAGUGACCAGUCAUAGUCCCUUCUCAGGUGUCCAUGACAGCUCUGGUGGGUCCUCCCUGUGGCUGGUGACGACGCUGGAUCUAUACUGACACAUGGCCCCCUGUGUACUCUAGUAGACAAGUUGUGAACCCUGGUGACAAUGUCGUCUGAUGGACUGUCAUCCAAGGCAUUGAAGGUGAAAAGAGAAAUGGGGGAAAAUACACCAGUGCUCUCCGACGAUGAAUUAAUGUCCAUGUCUGUUCGGGAGCUUAACCACCAUUUACGUGGUUUAUCCAAAGAGGAGGUAAUCCGGCUAAAACAGCGGAGGAGAACCCUAAAGAAUAGGGGCUAUGCUGCCAGCUGCCGUGUCAAGCGUGUGUCACAGAAAGAGGAACUGGAGAAGCAGAAGAAUGACCUUCAGCAGGAGGUAGAUAAGUUGGCGCAGGAGAAUUCCACCAUAAAACUGGAACUGGACGCAUUGAGGGCUAAGUACGAGGCUCUGCAAAACUUUGCUCACUCAGUGUCCAGAGGCUCCAUCACUCCAGCUAAAGUGGCUGCCACCAGUGUAAUCACCAUUGUGAAGUCCUCUGGGAACUCUUACUCUUAACACAGGCAAUAGAACAUUGCUUGAGAUCCCAAAUCCCAUCUCACAUUGACAAGACCUACAAGCCACGCACCAGAUAGCGGCCUCCCAAAGACUUACAUAUUCAUCAGUAUGAGACUUCCAUAAUUCACCAAUCCGAACCUGUCCCUUCCAACAGGAAGAUGUCGGUUUCACACAUCUGGAAAUAUUUCAAUUAAGGAAAGCGGUGGGGUUUGUCUUAAAGUAAACCUAACACAACCUAUGUCAACUAUAAUUCUGAUUAUCUUGUGUACUGGUUGUUUAGCUGCAUUGUAUGGGAACAUGUAACAUUCCAUCUCGGAGAGGAUCUAUAAACCCCAAAGUCAUAUAUUAUAUAACAUUAAGUUAAUAUUUAAUUUAUUUUCACAAUAUUUAUUCUAAUAUAAAAUGCUACAGAUUACGCGUAAGACAGGUUUACUUUAAGAAACAAUCUACAUGCUUUGUUUCCAUGAAUGGCAAAUUAACCUUUCUAGAUGGGUUGUGCUGGUCCUUGUGGAGCUUGCUUCAGGAUUUCUAAUCCUCAAGAUUUUGGUCCAACAGAACAUAAAGGAGUUUGAGUGAAAAAUCGUACAAAAGGUAAAGGGAAUGUGAAACAAGAAAGAGAAAUCAAGAUGUGGAAGUCGGAGAGAGCGAGAAUGUUAAUUCAAGGGGAAAAGAGUGAUCAUGUAUGUGUUAGACAUUUCUAAUGUGCACUGUGCACCUUGAGAGGGAUUGGGACUACUGAAUCAGGUCAGAAGUUCCCCCAGGAGAAGUGUCCCUUUUACAGUAGAUAUAGCAAACCAAUUAUAACCGUUUUGCUCAAAUAUGCCUGACAAUGUAGUCAACACAACUACUGUAAUACGAAAUAUAGUGCCAGGCAAGAAUGAUAGUAUCUUCUACCUGCCCCUGCCCCAAGUUUUUUUUUUUUUAAGGGGUUCCAACUCCACCUCACAUGACCUGUGAAGAGACACAUACUUAUCUGCUCCCUGCUGCAUUGGCCCACGUGACUAUCUAUGCUGAGAAUUUAUAGGCAGGGAUUUAAGUGCGGUGAAGUCGGGGUUCCCUGGAAAUGGCAAUGAGUAUUGAGGGGUUCCACCAUGGUAAUAAGUUUGGAAAUCCCUGGGGGAUCAUAGAUGUAUCUAUAGAUAGAUAUUUAAUUCAGAGAUGGAAAAUUGCAAGUAGUCAGUGAAGCUAUAAAGUCUAUAGUAUGCUGGUCCGGAAGAUCUAAAAAUCCAGACUCCUUAAAAGAGUUGGUCGAGUGAAAUUAAUACCCAGGCAGCAGUUGUUUAUAUGAUAAAAUAACAAAAGCGAUACCUUCCACUUUUCUCCUCUGCUGCUUCCAGCGCUUUUCAGUGGUGUAGGACCGAAGCCGUCAUCUUUCUGGCUACAGCAGUGAUGUGCACACAAGUCACUGUGCAGCCAAUCACUGGCCUCAGCUGUAUAACAUGUGACAUCAUUGCUAAGCCAGUGAUUGGUUGCAGCAGUGACCUGGUGUGCACGGAACAUCACCGCUGCAGCCAGGAAAGCAAACACCGGAGGGGAGGACCAGUGGUAAAUACCACUUCUUCUGUUAUUUCAUCAUAUUUACUGCUGCUGCGUGAGUUUUAUAUAACUCUGACGACCCCUUUAAAUCCUCUGAGAUAAGAGCUGUGUUGAAAAGCAGCCUUGAUGGCUAUAUAUAACCCAUGUGUCAUCUGUAUGUUCUUAUCUGUGACUGCUUUCAGCAAUUAUGUGCAUUUACAGCCCAGGAGGAGAUGGAACUCUGCUUAUAGGAACCCCCGAGAAGACAUUCAGGGCAUGACCAUGAGGCGCAUUAUUUAGUUGGUCUGUAUUCUUAAUGGCCAUACGGAACAUUCAAUACUGCUUGGUCAUUUACAAUACAGGCCCACUAAACAGUCUCAUUAGUUUAAUUAGAGUCCGCUGCGACCUGUACUGCCUCAUGGUACUUGAAUGCAGAAUGCUGCGUCGCAACGCCAUACGUGUUUGAUUCACCUAUGAUGGACGCUGCACAGGGCAGUAAGCACAGAAAUAUGAAAGGAAAAAAGGUAGAACGCAACAUGAUGUAUUCAUGAUGGCCUCAGCAAGCGGGACUUAAUGUUUGGAUAAUAAAUGCAGGAAUAAGGGAAAGUGGCUCCUACUAAUGUAAGAAGUAGGAACGGACUGUUAAACGAGUGGACAGUGAGUAGGACCAAAAAUCCUAUGGGACACAAAACUGCAAGCAAUCUCCACCAGGAACCCAAAUCCUUCUUAAGGCCUUAUUCACAUGCUUACAAUUUUUGCUGCAUUUUAAGCAUUUAUGGUGGCUUUUUUUUAUUUGUAUAACAUUCAAAACAUGUCUAUUUUUUAAGUCCUAUAGAGAAGCCUAUGGGGGAAAAAAAAUGGCAAAAAGUCAUACCUAGAACAAGCUGCAUUUUGGAGGAAAAGAAAGCCACAGAUGACAAAAAAUGUUUUAAAGUUUAUAGUAAAAUAUAAAAUGUAGUACUUAAAGUCACAUCUGGCAGCAGCCAGAGAAAAAAAAAAGCAAAAAAAAAAAAAAAAAACGCUGCAAAAUGCUGCAAAACAAUGUGAAGCCUAGCCGCAAUGUGUGAGGUCAUGCGCGGCGUCCCGGCUAGGGACUCAUGCUGAUGCAUACGGAUACUGGUGCAAGGUACUUUAAUGUCUUUCUGACAUCACGCUGUAAUAUUACUGUAAGUUUUAAAGUGGCCAGUUUUGAGCAUAUGACAAGUACCCCGCUCCCGCUUGUGAUGUUACUGACGGCGAGAUGGGUCUGCUCCACUCUUUCGGAGAAACUCUAAAAAAAAAUACCUUAUUAGCUGCUUAAUAAAAAUCAGUUUGACAAAAUAUGGGACAGAGAAAUUCACAUUGCUGGGGAGGGGGCGAGUCACAGACCUCAAUUUUCCAGGCCAUUUCUCUCUGAUUAUCCCGGUUGCCCUUAUUUGCUUUCUUAUUUAUGUUUGAGACGUUUUAUUUUUCUGCAUAUUUAUAUAUUUUUAUUUUAAAGAAUUUAGGGUAAAGGGUGGGAAAUGCUUAUUUUAAAUGUUUGCUAUGUCUCAUAGGACGAUUGAUUUCUGUUAAUGGUAAUUGAUAAUGAUAGCAUUACUACUUGAGCGUAGAAUUAGUGGGAUUCGUAAAUUUCAAUGUAAUUGACAGGCACAAGUCCAGACGCUUUAUACCAUUCUUUCCGUCAUCAGCAGAUACUCUAUACCUGCUCACUGGUCACCUAUUGACAGCAAUAUACAGAAACACUUGAGGCUACUUGCCAUAGCCAGGUAUGUUUAUUAGAAAGCCACACUGCAAAAAGUUAAAGGGGUUGUCAGAGAUUAGAAAAAAGGUCUGCUCUGUCUCAGAAACAGGACCACUCAUGUCCAUGGGCUGUCUCUGCAGUUCUCUUGACCAGAGAGGGGCUGCAGUGCUAGCCACGCCAGUGGCGCUGUUUCUGGAAAAAGAGCAGACAUCUUUUUCUUUUUUUUUCCAUUCCUUUAUGACCCCUUCAAACACCCAAAGGACAGUCAUAAUUCAGCCAUUUCCUUGACAUACUACUAUCAGAACACAGAACCUUAAAAUCUGUGAAGCCUUAGCUCUGCAUAGCUGGUCUACAGCCCUGUAAUUGAAGGGGUUCUCUGCUGUCGGGCAUCCUCGUUUCCAUGUGUCUUCUGAAGGCAAGUCUAUUAGGAAAUCCCCUGUUUUUAGUAGCAUCUGGAGUAAUUAAAAAAAUAUAGAAUUUGAAAUUCCCUGUAGUUGUCGCCAUUGGCAGUCUGUAUUCUGCACUCAGAGUGGCUUUUUAAUCAUACCCGAAAGCAAUUAAAGCCAAUAUGUGUGUUAAACAUAUAGCCCAAAAGAUAUGCUCCUCGAUAAUGGAUAUAGUUCAUGCCAAUCUGCAAAUUCCAGCUGGUGUACCUAUCUGCUCUAUCCAUUAGUCUCUUAUUUUGACUAGCAGAUGUGGCUUUCUUGGCAAGAUGAGGGUUAAUUAAUUCCAUUUCUGACCCUUUAGUUGAUCAGUUGCUCAUUUUUUAACAGUGGCCACUCGCCCAUGGGUCACUUGGUGGUUACCCAGCUCCUUUAUCAAUCCUAUUACCAGCCGAGGCGUGUGGCAUAUUUCAGGUGUAGUAUCUGUGUGUCAGAUACAAGUGCACAGUACUUAUUCUGUAUUACGAGUCACAUGUAUUGAACAUUUUCAUAUAUCUAAUAUAUGUGUGUAUAUAAAUAUAGUGAAUGCUAUUUAUUUUUCUGAAGCAUUUUAAAGUCCCUUUAUAAGUGUAUUUUAUAUUGUUCGAAUAAAGAAUUUUUUUCAUGUAAA